GUGCGAACAGGGAAGAAGGAGCGUGUUGUGUGGCGCUUGAGUAGAUCUGAAGUGUCAUCACAAGUCAGAGCUCUGUGUCGUGUUCGAAAGUUCCACAGAGAGUGUCCGGAGUUUACCCGCCCUGCUAGAGCGUCUCCCGCUGCACAUGGCUGCCACGGUGCUGAGUAUGAGUGCCAGGCUGCAGCGCUUGGACGAGCCGGUCUUUACCCAAUUAAAGCCUGUGAUGGGCCAGCAGCCGCCUGUCCGAGGGGAGCCAAUCACGGGAGGGACGCUGUUCGCAGAAGACAUGAAGAGCUCCCGCGUGAUGCACGAUGACUUGGUGCAGACUAGAUGUGAAAUGGAUAAAUAUCUUUCACCUCAUCAUCAUCCUCCUCCUCCUCAACUGAACAUCAUGCCUGAUUCCAAAAACUACAGGAGAGACAGUGCAUCAGGCUUUGACCAGUUUUUUAACGAGAGUGAUGGACUUCCUUACAGUAUAAACAUGAAUGUCUUCCUUCCUGAUAUCACUCACUUAAGAACAAGCCUGUAUAAGAGCCAGAGGCCACCUGUGAGCCAUAUCAAGACAGAGCCCACUUCAGUAUUUAGCCACACAAGUGAUGCUGAACCCACCCAGAGUCUUCCUGAAUUCACCAGCAUCUUCACUUCCCACCAAAGCUCUGACGUUAAUAACAUUUACAUCAAACAAGAGCUCCCUUCACCAGAGAUUCCGCUUUCUGUCAAUCCUCAGCAGGGCCAGUUGUAUCAGCUUUUAAAUUCACCAGAUAUUGAUAUGUCUAACUCCACAAACCAGCCCUCGGUGAUGGACAAUAUUAAUAGUGCUUCCAUGGCCACAGACAUGUCUGGCUUUAAUGCACUUUCUUCUCCAGUACCACAGACUGCAAUGAAACAAUUCCAGAGCAUCCCUCAGUGCUCAUAUGGCAUACCUAGCCAAUUUCUGCACCAGCAGGAAGGAACUUACUUCCCUCCUUCUCCCCCUAGCUCUGAGCCUGGCAGCCCAGAUAGGCAAGCAGAGCUUCUCCAGGGUUUAAACCCUCCUCCAUCUUAUGCAGCCACAAUAGCCUGCAAGAUGUCCAUUCACAAUCCAGCCUUACCUGCACAGGUGCAAAUAACAGCCCCUAUUCAGCCUGCACGCUUCAACCGUAGAAACAACCCGGAUCUGGAGAAAAGGCGCAUUCAUUAUUGUGACUACCCUGGUAAGAACCUACAUGUUAUUGACUUGGUAAAUGUUUAAAGGAGAACUAAAGCUUAAAGGGAUCCUGUCAUGGGGAAAAAAGUUUUUUUCACGGCGCAUCAGUUAAUAGUGCUGCUCCAGCAGAAUUCUGCACUGAAAUCAGUUUCUCAAGAGCAAACUGAUUUUUUUUUAUUUUUUUAUAUUUAAUUAUGAAAUCUGACAUGGGCCUAGACUUAUUGUCAGUUUCCCAGCUGCCCCAGUCAUGUGACUCUGAUAAACUUCAGUCACUCUUUACUGCUGCACUGCAAGUUGGAAUGAUAUCACUCCCUCCCUUCCCCCCCCCUCCAGCAACCUAAUAACAUAACAAUGGGCAGGUAACCAGAAAGCAGCUCCCCCACAAGAUAACAGCUGCCUUUUAGAUCUAAGAACAGCACUCAAUAGUAAAAUCCAGGUCCCACUGAGAUGAAUUCUGCUGGAGAAACAGCCUGUCAGAAAGCAGUUCCAUCCUAAAGUGCUGGCUCUUUCUGAAAGCACGUGACCAGGCAAAAUGACUUGAGAUGGCUGCCUACACGCUGAUAUUACAACUAAAAAAAAAAUACACUUGUUGGUUCAGGAAUUACAUUUUAUAUUGUAGAGUGAAUUAUUUGCAAUGUAAACAUUGUAAUUUAGAAAUAAAAAAUACAUAAUAAAAAUCAUGACCAAAGCCAUAUAAAGAAAAAUGAGUCUAGACAUGAUAUUCGUUAAUGUUUUGGGCUUCUGUACCAGCCCAAGGCUACCACAGCCUUUAGCAGUGAAGAUCUGUGCCUUAUAAUACAGUAUGCACACAUGCUGUGCCCUACUUUCAGUUAUCUUAACUUAGUGACAGACUCACAAUAUACACUAUAAAUGGAAAUUAAAAUAAAUCAAGGAUGAUAAGUAA
Xenopus laevis (African clawed frog) is the source of this 2090-nucleotide messenger RNA. It is a transcript of the gene klf5.S, whose product is annotated as Kruppel-like factor 5 (intestinal) S homeolog. Lineage: Eukaryota; Metazoa; Chordata; Amphibia; Anura; Pipidae. The record is from RefSeq and is marked provisional.